This is a messenger RNA of Hippopotamus amphibius kiboko, 1681 nucleotides long. Its product is annotated as von Willebrand factor A domain-containing protein 3A-like. The transcript is spliced from 5 exons. Bases 167 to 685 code for a protein of 172 amino acids. The record is from RefSeq and is a predicted model, not a curated record. NCBI's taxonomy places the organism in Eukaryota, Metazoa, Chordata, Mammalia, Artiodactyla, Hippopotamidae.
AAUGAGAUUCUCGCUGUUCUCACUUUAUAGAUGAAGACACAGAGGCCCAGAGAGGUUAAGUGACUUGCUUGGGGUUAACCAGCUAGGAAGUGGACUGAGCUCUUUCUCCUAAACCUCAGCAGCUUCCUGAUCUGUCAUAGGCUGAAAGGGGAGGCUCUCAGUCUUAAUGACAAUUUGGUGGGAUGCAGCCAGACUUGGGAAGAGCAGGCCAAUGGUUUCUGAGUCCUGGUUGGCCCCUCCUCUGAGCCAGAUAACCUACGUGCUCUUUCAGAAAGCUUUCAGUUUUCCUGACGUGGCAGGACUGUACCUGCUGACCGACGGGAAGCCAGACACGAGCUGCAGCCUGAUUCUCAGUGAAGUCCAAAGGCUCCAGGAGAAGAGAGGCGUGAAAGUGCACACCAUUUCCCUGAACUGCUCAGACAGGACAGCGGUUAACUUCUUGAGAGAUCUGGCCUCCCUCACCGGGGGACGCUAUCACUGCCCUGUAGGUGAGGACUCGCUCUUCAAAAUGCAGGGCCUGCUGACCAGGGGCUUCAUCGACCAAACGGACCCUGUGUUGCCGCUCUUUGAAGGAGAUGAUUUAAGGAGAUUGGCUCAGGAGAUCACCAAGGCCAGAAGCUUCCUCUGGCAGGCCCAGUCCUUCAGGUCCCAACUCCAGAAGAAAAACAACACAGACCGAAGGUAGCUCCUUUUUAGAGAAGUGUUCUCAGUCACAAGACUGUCCCUCGCUGGAAGUCCUGCACCGAGCCCCCUGCUGGAACAUCCUUCUGCCACCCUCUGCCUGGUGUCUCCUUCUCAUCCACGAAGGCACAGUGCAAGUGGCAUCAGCUCCACUGUGAAGAUGCCCUGGCACCCAUCAAGAGCUGGGAGCCUCCAGCCUUCCCCACAUAGCACCCUGACCACACAUCGCUGCUGUGACCCUUACUACACGUAGCACUCCACGUCAUGCUUCCGUGCUCCCUUGUCUCUUCUCCUUGACCGCGAGCUCCCUCAGAGUGGGGCUGGUGUCCUAAUCUCUGGGGGCCCAGAACCUGCCACGCGGCAGACACUUAGUAAACAGUGAGCCUGCAGCUCAGUUGUGAGAGUCCAGCUCUGGAGACUAGUCAGGUGGGAUCGUUUCUGCCCCAGUCCUCUUGCUCUGUGCUUCCCCACCACCGUGGUCCAUGGGUAUGAUGCAGACUCACCGUCAGCCCGUCUUGGAGGAAGAAGAAACAAGUGAAUCGCACCACCAUCCACCGCCCCCAUGCAACCAAACUGAACUGAUGUCUGCUCUGGAGCCCAGUGCAGAGCGAAUGCUGAGCCCAAGCGUGUGAAAAUCAGGCUGGAUCUGCUGGGCCAGCCCCACUGUGUACCUAUGAAAUGAAUGUGUCAUGUAUUAUGUCAGCUGGGGUCAUUUCUUUUCUUUCUUUCUUUCUUUUUUAAAUUUUAUUUAUUGGCUGUGUUGGGUCUUCAUUGCUGCAUGGGCUUUCAGUAGUUGCAGAGAGCGGAGGGCUACUCUUCAUUGCAGUGUACAGGCUUCUUAUUGUGGUGGCUUCUCUUGUUGCGGAGCACGGGCUCUAGGUGCAGGGGCUUAGUUGCUCCGCAGCAUGUAGGGUCUUCCCAGGCCAGGGAUCAAACCCGUGUCCCCUGGAUUGGCAGGCAGAUUCUUAACUGUUGCACCACCAGGAAAGUCCUGGGAUCA